Molecule: messenger RNA, 1343 nt
Organism: Alosa sapidissima (American shad)
Lineage: Eukaryota; Metazoa; Chordata; Actinopteri; Clupeiformes; Clupeidae
Product: class I histocompatibility antigen, F10 alpha chain-like
Exons: 4
Coding region: 221-1234 (337 amino acids)
Biological process (GO): immune response
Cellular component (GO): external side of plasma membrane
Source: RefSeq, a predicted model, not a curated record
GCUUUGAACAUACUGUACUGGUACUUUCACUUCCUGAAUCCAGUCAGCAGCCUAUGUCUAGUAAUAACAACAUAUCAUAAGUGAUAUUAUGUUCUUACAGCUUAUAGCAUAUCAAUCUAACUGUCUGUCUAACUGGAUUACAAAGAAGCUGAUUUGACCCGUAACAAAUGCAGAAGAAGACGUGUUCCUCUGUUAAGGGUCGGACUCAUCUGCAAUUGCAAUGUGGAUUUGUUUAAGUCUACUGAUCUCCAUUCCUUUCUCAAAGGGUUCAGAUGUUGACACACUUGAGGUCCAGUACACAGUGCAUCAUGGCCCAGGUGGCAAGCGGCAGUUUCAGCAGACAACUCUGUUCAAUGGACACGUGAUAUUUAACUGUAACAGCCCAACACUGAGAGACCAGCCAAGACAGGAAUGGGUAACACAAGCAUUCACCCAAGAGGAACUCGAGGAAAGACACCAGCAGUGUGCAAGUCAGUGUAAUAAGCACUUUGCUUCAUUUGAGAAGAUAAAACAGACUAUCACUGCUUCAGCAGAUAUUCUUCAAAGACGUCAGGGUUGUGUAAUAAACUCCUCUCUUGAUGAGUGGGGUGUGAAUGGUGAGGACUUCCUGACCUUUGACCCUGAUGCUCUUAAAUGGACGGCUCAUACUGAUGAGGCCAACCCUUUAGCAUCAGAGUGGGAUGGAAAGCGCAUUAUGAAUAAUGAUUACAAAGCUUUUGGCAAUAAUUUGUGCAGAAAGAAGAUGAAGAUGAAGCAAGCAGGAAGGGCCACUAAUGGUGCACACACAGGUAUGGAGCUUCUUAUCUUUGGAAAAUCCAUCCCAGGAGGAACGUUCACAUAUUUACAGUGUCAUGUGACAGGCUCCAGCCUAUCAGGAGUCAGCAUCCAGUUAACUAAAGAUGGGGUUCCUCUUGAUCAUGGAGUUAAUCACACAGGACCUCGUCCCAAUGGAGAUGGAACAGUUCAGAUGAGAGUCCAGGUUAUGACCACAAUGGACCACAGCAAAACAUAUCGAUGUGAAGUUCAUAGUGAGAAUUUCAACAAGACUGUUGUCUUUGGUGAGAACUCUGUUUUCACCAAUGACCGAUCAACUCAUCAGAUUACUGUGGUUCAGGUUGCUGCAAGUGUGAUCAUUGUGCUUGUUACAUGUGACAUUGUGGUUGUUUGUGUAAUAUUUUGGUAUUCUUUUGACGGGUGGGCACUUUUAAGACAUUUUGUCACAGGUGCCAGAUAAAGCGGUUCAGAGAGAUGGUCUACACACUAUGUAGGUGCCAGCACUUCAGUAGGAGCCCAGCUCACUCUUUCUCAGUUGGUCAUGUGAUAUCUAUCACUCUUACCCACCU